UUUUUGGAUGAGUCUGCCCCCCCCCCUUUCAAAAACGAUGCAACGUGCCUGACAAGUAUGCUAUAUGCCGAUUUUAUAACUUGGCAUUUCUUGUCAAAUUGUGUGUAAAUUCUAACAUAAUAUAUCCUUAUAAUAAAAAUAAAUACAUUAGUUAUAUAAUGAAUGUAAAAGAAAUUUUCAUGAGUCCUCAAUUUUCCCUCUACUUUUAAAAUGUGUUUGAUACGUAUAAUUAUUACGUUCUCUUUGUAACGUCGUACUCCGUAGAAACGACUUCAUGAACUAUCGGGCAGCUGAUCGAGAAAGAAACGAGCUAGAAAAAGAAGCAAGAGAUUUAUCUAUGCAAAUUGAAAAUAUAAUUUUUAUUCACUUGUUUCAGAUUAAAUGCUACAGAGAAGGAAACGAGGUGAACAAUUUGGAAUGCAAUGCAGUGUAUAAGACUUAACAUGAUUACAAACCUCCAAUCAAAAGAGUCAGAACCAUACAGCAGUCCUCCUCUAGUCCUUCAUCUGUUACCAUUGAUUUACCAACGACCAGCAUAAGCAAUGUGUAUUAGAUAAACGCAUUAGAUAAAAUAAACCCAGUCAACAAUAAAAUCAACUUGAGCACGGCAAACAUCAAACUUUUGUCGGAAAAUGGCAAGAAUUUUGAAAAAAACAAAUUAUGGACUUGAUUUUGACCCCAUACAUGCUUUAAUAGAUGACGACUAUCUUACCCUCACAGGCAUCUCAAAGACAGAGUUUGAUAUUUUGAUGACUUUCGUCGAUUGCUGCAAUCUUCGAGACACAAUAACAAGAAGUGCAAGGACAUAUCUAGCCAUUCUCUCGAUUAAACUUCGAUGCGGAUUAAGCAACAACCUUCUUGCAACGCCUUUUCAAUGAAAAAAACCCACCAGCUUUAAUAGGUAAGAAGAGCACUUAAAUCGGCGACAAAAUCAUUGAUGUCAAGAUUUGUACCAGAAUUUUUUGGAUUUCCCCACAUUGAUAGAGAGCAGGGAUGGGGUCGAUUACUUUCAAAAGUAAUCGAUUAAAUUGCAAUUACUUUGGGUUUUAAAAGUAAUCGAUUACAUUUGAUUACCUUUCCUCAUUGUAAUCAUGAUUACUUGUGAUUGCUCAUGAUAACAAAGCAACCUGUAAUCGAUUACAGCUGAUUACGAUUACUGAUUAUGAUUACCCAUCCCUGAUAGAGAGGAGGUGAUAGAGAGUCACAUUCGACCGCUGGCCAAGAAACUUUUUACCAGGACCGUGACAGAGAACCAGCCAUACUUUUUCUCGAAGGAACAUAUAUCUAUGUGCAGAAAAGUAAGAAUUUUUUAUUUUUCGAGACGAUCCUACAACCUGCACAAACACAGGCCUUUGGUGAAGCUUAUGCGUGACAACUACUGGGUACAUUGUUUCGGUGCUAGGUCCGUAUAUAUCUAGACGAUUCGAAGAACAGAGACGCAAACAUACUCAAUUAUAUGAUCAGGUCAAACCCGAACAAAUGAAAGAGUGAGUCAGAGAAGGGGAAAUCUUCGUUGUGGACAGGGGUUUCAGGAAAUCGGGUGAAGUAACCUUGGUAUAACAAUGAAAAUGCCUAAGUUCCUACCUAAAGGGGCCACGCAGCUGCAGGCCAAAGAUGCCAAUUGCUCGAGGCUUGUAACAAAGAUCAGAUGGGAAGUCGAAUCGGCGAACUGAAGACCUGGCGACUGCUUGAUAAACCCUCCCAAACACGUGCAUCCCAAAUAUUGAAGAUUAUGCCCAAAUUAUUUGUGCAUUAAGCAACAAAUUUAGGCUACCUCUUAGCAGCGGAACUUUUGAAAAAGAUAUUGAGGUAGCCGCAAAAAAGAAAGUUUUGGCAAGGUCAUCAAAUGAACUUCAAACGCUCAUAAAUGACCAAGGACUAGAUCAGAGAUCAUAUAAAUGGAGUCCAUUAGACGCAUCAGAAGGAUGUCCGUCAUUCCCUCGACUGUGUGAGGAUGAAAUUCGGGAGCUGACUCUUGGCGUAUACAAGUUUAAAUUGGCCCGCUCUUACACCCAGAACAUUAUAGUCAUGAUGGAAGUUAUGACAUUCUUGUAAGCAGUGACGUACCAGUGAUCCUUUCUGCAAAAAUACAGAGUCGCCACAUCUCUGCCAAACGCUACAAACUUUGGAUCAAGUUUAGCGACAUUAUCGUUGAAGGGUGGUAUUGCACAAGUAAAAACGGGAGUAGAGCGGUGGGCGUGUGUGCUCACAUUACAAGUGUGCUAUGGUAUCUUUCUUAUAUGCGACAUGAAGCCAUCCCGCCGCUCAAAGACAUUCCGAACUGGGCAGACCAUAGAGGUUUCUUCAAGGAUUCGGACAGCGAUGAUCUCGAGGAAUAACAGUUUUAUUAUGCGUCCAAUCGUUUCUGCAACUUUGUUUCAAAGCUAAUUAUCAUUAAUUUUGUUUUUAUGAUUAAUUUUUCAAGUAUGCUUGCAUUUAUGCAUGUUUUUAUUGACAUAUAGCAUUGAACGUCUGCCAUGAACUUCAUUCUUGACUUCAUUUAGGUGCAUCUUUUAAAUCAAUACUAAUUAUCAUUUGAGACAUGCUUUGUAACAUAGUGAAACGUUCCUUAGUACGAUUUAGAUCUGUUAAACAUGAAUGUGUGUUAUCAAUUUGCGAAUUUCUUAAUUGGUUUUUUAAAAAUGUUUAAUGAUUCUAAUCAAUAUUUUACCCUAAAGAAAAGAUCAACAGAUUCGUUUCUUAUUCGCUUAGUUGUGCAUAUUUAUCUACCAUAAAUAAUUUACAUGUAUUUAAGUUCGCUUUAAUUUUAUAAGUUGUCUUUUUCUUGUGGGUGGGAGGGUCGGGCGGAGUUGAAUGUUAUAAAACAUGAAACCUACUUCACAUUUAAAAAUGUAUAUUCCAAUAAUUGACGACAAAAAGAAAAAAAAAUAUUUGGUAAGACAAAUAAAAACAGAAAACUAAACAACCCACAGAUUUAAUUACCGAUACUUUAAAAAAAUUCUUCGCAUCUAUCGUUUCAUUAAACAAUACUAAAAUUUAUGAAAAUAAUAUUGCAGAUGAAAUUUAACAAAAACAAAAUGAAAUAACAAAAUAAAAAAUAAAUAAAGAAGCAUGAUAAUUAUUGUUUUCCUUUAAUUCAUCAAUAUUAAUUCUGAACGUACGUCAUAAUUUCAUCGGAAAACAUAAACGACACUGUUUAACCACCAGAAUAUUGUUAACAUAUCCCAUAUUAAAUUUUAUUAAAUUCGGUUUUAAGACCGAUUUUGCCUCUUAUCGUACUCAGUUAUUAGAUAUCAAUAAAUACAAUCUUGUCCACUCUGUGCUGUUAUUUUCUUCAGAUUUAACCCGUCCAUUAUUGCCAAAACUUUCCAAAUUAUGGACCCCCAAAACUCUCCGCAGGAUGUCAUCCAUUGUGCGAUGUGUGAGAUACCUGUUCCUCCACUUUACUGUGAAGUUUGCCACAUCAAUCUUUGCAAGACUUGUGCUGGAGAACAUCUCUUAGAUGAAUCCAAAUUUCACAUAGUGGUUCCAAUCAAAUACCGAAAAUUUAUUCCUAAAAUUAGAUAUCCUAAAUGCAAAAUUCAUACCAAAGAACGAUGUAAUCUCCAGUGUGAACAAUGUGACAUUCCUGUUUGUGUGCGAUGCGUUUCUUCCAAGAAACAUGAGACUCACCAUUUAGAAGACAUUUCAAAGAUUUUUGAGAGAAAAAAUGAAGCCUUACAAAAAGAUUUGGAAGAGCUAGGAAAAUGUAUUUAUCCUCUUUAUCAAGAGAUCGCAUCAUCUUUACCAGUUCAGAUGGCAGAAUUGAAAAGAAACACUGAAAAACUGAUAUCAGCUAUCAGUGAAAGGGGAGAUGAAUGGCAUAGAGAAAUAGACAACAUCAUCAGAAAUAUGAAAUUGGAUAUUAAAGAAACGGAAUCGGAACACAUUGUUUUCCUUAAAAAGCAAGAAGAUGAUAUAAAUCAAACUAUUUCAGAAAUAAGAAAGACUAUUUGUGAAUUGAAAAAAUUAAAGGAUCUCAACGAUGUUAGCCGUCUUUCUCAGUACAAAUCCAGAAAUGCAGAAUUCGGAAUGUUGGCUCCAAAAUUCAAUGUUACCUUGCCAAACUUCUCUUCUGAGAGAAUCAACACAGAUCAACUUAUUCAUCAGUUUGGUUCUUUGGAGGCACUCUCCAUUACAACAGAAGACACUAGGUCUAAGAACACCAGACAAAGACGACGUGACUUAAAAAUAGCAGCAGAACAAAAAUAUCAACACUUAUUUGCUACUAAGACAUCGAAACGGUUUCAAAAGAUGAUGUUUCUGUCCCUUUCUCCAUGGGUAUUUCAGGACAUUAUCCAGCAACUAAUUCAGCGUGUGUUUUUCUUCAACCUCAUUAUGUGCCUAAUUGGAUGUAAUUCAAAACUAACAGAAAAAGCAGUGAAUAACGACUGAAUGUUAAGAUAAGCAAAUUAUGUAUGAACUGUUUCUGGUUAUCUUUGCCAUUACUUACGAAAAUUCAGUAUUAUGCAGUGAUAAUUUUGCUCGGGUGUGAUGAAAUCCAAAAAAAAGCCCAAAAGGCUUUAUGAUAUAUUUGACCAUGCUCCGACCUAAAUUAUCACCUCAUAAUAUUCAAAUAAUUCUUUCUUAUUACUUAUUCAAUUCAUGUAGAUAUAUCAUUUUCAAUUUGUACACUUUUAAACAACAUUUUAAAAUCAAAAAAAUGUUCAUGUAGCACAUGCUAUGUACAUGUAAUACUAUGCGGCGCAGCCCAUACCGUUUAUCGGUUAUGCUAUAAGAUACACCCAUUUUGUGUUGCUCAUCUUUCAUAUAAUUAUUGGGCUGUAGGCUUCAAAAUUGAUCCGCAAUGUAAUCACAGACUAUGACAGUUAAAAAUGUUAAUAUAUGCAAUGAUAACAAAUAUUCAAAAUUUGUACAGACACUCAUAUAAUGAAUGAAAUGAAUCAUGUAAAGGUGCAUGCAUUGUAUAUCUGUAGCAUAUUAUUUAUGAUAAAAAUAUUUUACUUCCAGAAAAUAUAUCUCUUACAAAUAUAAAAUUUGAAGUCAAUCCUGUUACAUUGAUAUCUUGUUCCCAUUUUUAGGUAGCAGUUAUUUUUACAAAAGUGUAAAUUAAUAAUAAUAUCAAAGUUCAAAAUGUGACAAUAUUGUGACAUCUGAAAUAAGAUAAUAAACACCUAUUUUUGACUGUGAUAAUGUCAAACAUAUGAUGCAUAAUUUGAACACUGCUUUGAAAUUUGAUGUUAAAUGGAAACAUGUUGUCAGCCUUUUUAAGUAGAGACAAAUACACAAUGACUAUUCCA
This is a messenger RNA of Magallana angulata, 5261 nucleotides long. RefSeq names its product tripartite motif-containing protein 45-like. Gene Ontology annotation, molecular function: zinc ion binding. The record is from RefSeq and is a predicted model, not a curated record. The transcript is spliced from 7 exons. Bases 3337 to 4395 code for a protein of 352 amino acids. NCBI's taxonomy places the organism in Eukaryota, Metazoa, Mollusca, Bivalvia, Ostreida, Ostreidae.